Messenger RNA from Papilio xuthus (Asian swallowtail), 1515 nucleotides. RefSeq names its product zinc finger protein OZF. Gene Ontology annotation, cellular component: nucleus. Gene Ontology annotation, biological process: regulation of transcription by RNA polymerase II. The record is from RefSeq and is a predicted model, not a curated record. The transcript has 4 exons. Lineage: Eukaryota; Metazoa; Arthropoda; Insecta; Lepidoptera; Papilionidae. Bases 102 to 1496 code for a protein of 464 amino acids. Gene Ontology annotation, molecular function: zinc ion binding; DNA-binding transcription factor activity; RNA polymerase II cis-regulatory region sequence-specific DNA binding.
UCAAACGUCAAAGUAUCGCUAAAAUGUCAAUAAGCUAAAAGUUUUGUUAUGAUUAUAAUUUUAACGCUUUAUGUAAUAAAAUCUAAAUAAAUAACACUAAAAUGUCUUUACAUUCCACGUUAAAUGAUUCAAAUUUAUAUACUAACGAAUAUUUCCAACAAGAAGAUGUCUGUAGGCUAUGCUGGAGUAAACAAGCCAAAAGAGAAAUUAUUACAAACAAUUUAGAAGAUAUAUCUAUUAUUAAGAAUCAGUUAAUAGAUAAAAUACUUUAUUGUUUAAAUAUAGAUAUAACAGAACUAAACUAUCCGAAUAGAGUGUGUGAAAACUGUAUCGAUUUAUUAGAUGAAUUUUACGAAUAUAAAAUCUUUUGUAGCGAAGCUGAUAGAAAGCUACGUACGAUUUUAGCAGACAAAUCAAAUAUUGAUAAAACAGAAGAAACUUGUACCGUUAAAUUAGAGAACAAUACAAUUGAAUUUGAAAACUCUGAAUAUUUAAACACAAAUUUUAAUGAUUUGAAGAACACUGAUUUGGAAACAGACACAUUACCAAAACACGUGAAAGAUAAAAAAACGAAAAAAAAAUCUAGUUACAAGCCUGUACGUACAUUAACUUACUGUAAUAUCUGUAGAAUUGAAUAUAACAGUAAAGAAAGUAUUAUGGAACAUAAUUCAACAUAUCAUGGUAUUGAAAAUGGUUUUUACAAGUGUUUUGGCUGUGAGAAGAAAUUUAAAAAUAGAAAUUCUAGAUUAAGCCAUGAGAUACACUUCUGUAAAGGUUUAAAAGAUGGCUAUCAAUGUAAUAUUUGUAAUAAAUAUCUACCAAAUCGUAGAACAUAUGAAAACCAUAUGCGGGCACAUCGAGACAACAUUGAAAUGGAGAUAUCUGAUGAUAUAUUUAAGUGUUUCAAAUGUUACAAAUUGUUUAACACAAAAACAAGUUUGAAGAAACAUAUGGAAGUGCAUAACACAGAGAAAAAGAAUUUUGUUUGUGAGAGUUGUGGUCGUAUCUUUACUCGACGGGACUAUCUAAACAAACACAAUCUGACACACACAGGAGUCAAACAACAUGUUUGUUCUCACUGCGGCUUCCGGACUACACAGAAGUCUGCCCUUACAGUACAUAUAAGGAAGCAUACUGGCGAGCGCCCAUAUGUAUGUGAUGUGUGCCCUCAACGCUGCGUUUCCAGUUCUAAUCUACGAGCCCACCGCCGCCGACAUCUUGGUCUCAAGAACUACGAGUGUAAAAUAUGCAGUAAGAAGUUUGGUUACAAGAUAAGUUUGGACGACCACGUGGCAUCAGCACACGAGCGUUCACAAAACCACACCUGCGGUCAGUGUGGUGCUGCGUAUACCAGACAAAGUGGACUUCGUCGCCAUGUUAUGACCAAACAUACUAAAGUUAGUUUGAGUACAGAUUUACUCAAACUAAAUGAAAAGAUUGAAGAAAAAGAUGAUAAUCCGAAAUAUGAAAAGACACAACUUGCAUUCAUUGUAUAAGACUGAAUAAAAAUGACAA